AUGGAUAACAAUACGAAGUUACAAGCUGAUCUUCAAAGAUACGUUUAUCAGCUCAGGAUUGAUGCAAGCAUUCUGGUUGUAGAACUAUCAGAUCCGACAAUUUCAAAAAAUGCUUUUGAAAGGACACUUUUAAUGGAGGAAAGGACACGUUAUAUGCACGAAAUGCGCGAAAUCAAAGGAAGAGUAAAUAGGAUAUCUCCCCUGGUUUUGGCUGAUAUGAAAGAUUAUGGCAAGACAAACAACGGUGAUAAAGAUACGGGCAGUGAAACGAAAACAAAAGGAGACGAAAAAAGCGGUGAUGAUGACAGUGAAGGAAUUCCUGAAGAAAAAGGAACGCCUGAGGAGAAAGUCUUAGCUGCUGAAGAUAAAGGAUCAACAUCGGAGGAAAAGUAA
Gongylonema pulchrum is the source of this 393-nucleotide messenger RNA. NCBI's taxonomy places the organism in Eukaryota, Metazoa, Nematoda, Chromadorea, Rhabditida, Gongylonematidae. The record is from the annotation of a GenBank genome assembly.